CCUAUGUGUUUUUCUUCCUUCUCUUUUGGCCUUUAACCAUGGAAUUAGAAGAUUCAGAACCACCAUUUCUAAAGACCUACAAGGCCCUUUUUGGGGACAUGGUGGAAGAAGAAAGAACAAAAAGGGUGCAUGAGAACAUGUUUUCUGUUGAUGAAUACGAGCUUCCUCUUGUUGAUCUCAGUGGGUUAAGUCUAGGCAACUUCGACCGAGAAGACUGUAAGAAAGCCAUUGCUGAUGCUGCAAGCCGGUGGGGGUUCUUUCAAGUUGUGAAUCAUGGAAUUUCUACAGAUAUUUUGGCGAGAAUGAAACUGGAACAAGUGAAAUUGUUCAAGCAACCAUUCUACAAGAAGGCUAAUGAGAAUGUUUUCAACUUAGCCAAGAACUGUUACAGUUGGGGAAGCCCAACUGCUACUUCUUUGAUGCAGUUCUCAUGGUCUGAAGCUUUUCAUUUUCCUCUUACUAACAUGAAAGGAUUAAGGGAGUUCACCAGUUUUAGCUCUCCUAUUGAGGAAUAUGCAAGACUGGUGUUUGAUCUGGCUCAAAACAUAUCCGAAACAUUAGCCGAGCAUCUUGGCUGUAAAUCCACUACUUUUUUUGUAGAAAAUUGCAAGCCAAGUUCUUGCUAUCUAAGGAUGAACAGAUACCCCCAAUGCCCUAUAUCUUCUAAAGUGUUUGGUUUUGUGCCACAUACUGAUAGUGAUUUCCUCACCAUAUUGUAUCAAGAUCACAUUGGAGGAUUGCAGCUGAUGAGAGAUGGAGAGUGGAUUAGUGUUAAACCUACGCCAGAUGCUUUGAUCAUCAACAUAGGCGAUCUAUUCCAGGCUUGGUGCAAUGGUGUUUACAAGAGCAUAGAACACAGGGUUGUAACCAAUCCAGAGGUUGAAAGGUUGUCUGUGGCAUAUUUUUUCUGUCCUUCCUAUGACACACUCAUUAAGAGUUACAGUGAAAAACAUUCAAUCUACAAGGAAUUUACCUUUGAAGAGUACAGACAGCAAGUUCAGGAGGAUGUUAAGCAUACAGGCAGCAAAAUAGGGCUGCGCAGGGACUCCUUUGAGUACGGCUUGGGGAAUCCAAAAAGCGAGGAAGGUGUAAUGCAAUUGUGA
Messenger RNA from Ilex paraguariensis (yerba mate), 1103 nucleotides. The record is from the annotation of a GenBank genome assembly. Lineage: Eukaryota; Viridiplantae; Streptophyta; Magnoliopsida; Aquifoliales; Aquifoliaceae.